Molecule: messenger RNA, 2931 nt
Organism: Leucoraja erinaceus (little skate)
Lineage: Eukaryota; Metazoa; Chordata; Chondrichthyes; Rajiformes; Rajidae
Gene: znf385b
Product: zinc finger protein 385B
Exons: 10
Coding region: 188-1678 (496 amino acids)
Cellular component (GO): nucleus
Molecular function (GO): zinc ion binding; nucleic acid binding
Source: RefSeq, a predicted model, not a curated record
AGGAGGUGAAGCUCCUGGCUGUGUGCACCAGGCUGGAUGCACAGCUCCCAUUCUAUGGCUUGACCAGGAUCAAGUUGAUUUUUGGAUAAAGUUGCCAAUAUCCCAUCUUGCCAUUGAGGCUCAAAGAUAGAAGAUUAAAUCAUGGGCGUACGACUCCAACCAGGUUGUGAAGAGUGAACUGUAAGGAAUGAAGCAACCAGUGAGUCCUGAGCACAUUGUUGACGAUGUUAUGAUGAAUUCAGGAGAUCUUUACACUUACAGUGAUGGGAAAAUACUCAGCAGUGAAUACUUGGGCUAUCAGUUGAACAUUGAGAAGCAGAAUGUAGGACUUGCUCUUUGUGAAGCGUGCAACAUUCAGCUGAACUCGGCAGCACAGGCUGAGGUUCAUUACAAUGGGAGGUCUCACCUGAAGAGGAUAAAACAAGUCAACAGCCAUGUUCCAGUUACUUCAGCUCCAAGUACGUUUGUCACUGACACCAAUACAGGAAGUACAUGCCAUGCCAGCACACUUCCUGCAUUUUUGCGGACACCUACUCUGAUGAUGCAGCCAUCACUUGAUUUUAAAUCAUUUAUACCUUUUCCAAUGGAUACUGGCUCUGCUGUUGGACUUUUCCCAAAUUUCAACACGAUGGAUCCCGUGCAGAAAGCAGUCAUCAACCACACAUUUGGCGUUUCAGUUCCACCUAAAAAGAAGCAAAUUAUUUCAUGUAAUGUCUGCCAACUCAGAUUUAAUUCGGAGAGCCAAGCCGAGGCGCACUACAAAGGCAGUAAACAUGCCAAGAAGCUCAAAGCACUGGAGGCCACGAAAAAUAAGCAGAAAACUGCUUCUACCAAGGACAGCACAAAGGCUAUCACCACCUCCACCACAACCACUGCAAUCACUCCCAACAGCUCUGAGAAAACAGAUGCGGUCAGGCUGGCAUUCAACAGUGUAACUGUGAAUAAUCUACUAAUACAUACGAGUGUUGGCACUGUACAGCCUAAAUCCGCUUCCAUUGUCGGGGAAACUGCAAGUAUGAAUGAGCAUGCAAGAAAGACAGUCAUAUCCCUGGCAGCGGUGAGUGUGGAUGGGAACGCAACCCCUGCCACUGAAUCAGAAGAAGAAAAAGCAAAAAAACUUCUCUACUGUUCACUAUGCAAAGUAGCUGUAAACUCAUUGUCGCAGCUGGAAGCACACAAUACAGGCUCCAAGCACAAAACAAUGGUUGAAGCUCGGAUUGGAGCCGGACCUAUUAAAUCAUAUCCCAGACCAGGAUCAAAAGCUAAACUUCCAAACGGUACAAAGGGUUCAGGAUUGCAAAACAAGACUUUUCAUUGUGAAAUGUGCGAUGUUCAUGUCAACUCAGAAAUUCAACUCAAACAGCACAUAUCCAGCAGGAGGCAUAAGGACAGAGUUGCAGGAAAACCAUUGAAACCUAAAUACAGUCCCUAUAGCAAACUGCAACGUAACUCAACUAUAUUGGCAGCUAAGAUAGCAUUUCAGAAGGAUUUAAUAAAACCAUUGCCACCUGGUUUUCUUUCAAAUCCUUUUGCUGCUGCAACUAUGACCUCUCCACUUUCCCUCCACCCACGUCCUGCUACCUCGCUGUUCCAGACGGCAUUAACACCUGCCCUAUUGAGGCCAGCACCUGGACCCAUUCGCGCAUCACCUGGGUCAUUUCUCUUUGCACCUUAUUGAUGCUUUCUUAUCGAGGGACAACACGAGGCCAGCAGAGAUAGGAAAACAAACAACUUAUUUUUCUUCCUUGUAUUUGUCCAUGCUGUGAAAUAUACAGAUUGACACCAGCUCGUAGCAUCUCCAUGAACAGUUGUGAUCUCAGUGCUGGUGUGAUAUGACUCUUAAUUAAUUUACCAACACUGGGUUGUGUUUGCAAGGGAACUUUUAUGGAGUUAGUCCUUACAGUCUAUAAUUGUUUUUAUUUGGAAUGAGUCUGUCCACAGAUGGAAUCCAUCUACAGGCAAACAUUAAAUAUCUGUUGCUACAGACUUAACAUCAAGAGUCUUCCUAAUAAACAGAGGUAUAAAAAAUAUAUAAAUGAAUAUCUGGUACAUAAUGUAAUGCAUUAUGUGGUGAAUUGUGAAUUCCUUAUGAACUGCGUCUGUAGUUUAAAACAACGUUGUGAUGUCAGGGAUUGUGAAAUGGCUGUUACAGACCUGAAUACAACACUGUUGUAACUUGUAUAGUGAUAGAAUUGUUCAGGUCUGAUUUAAAACUCUAAUGGUAAUUUAUGUUUAGUUGCAGUGUAGUUGCUUGCAGAUCUAUACACAGCACUCUGCAGACUUUUUUUGUUAGCUUUUCUUCAUUUAACUUCUUGUUUACAUUUAACACCUCAGUAAGUUCAUAACUUGCAGAUAGCACAGCCUCAUGAGAUAUAGUUCAAAUUAAUAUGGUUUCAAUUUUGCCCUGUGAUAAAUUUGUUUUAAGUUGUUUGGUAGCAUUUUUUGCCAGUUUUGCUGCUAAAUGAUGUGAAAGAUGCGUUUAAAGUAUCAGCUCGGUGUAUUGCACAAUUCAUAAUGAUUCUCUAGCAGAACUUUUUAAAGAAAGAUAUAGAUCUUUUAUUUUACACAAUCAGAAAUUUUCUUCUGAUCACAGAAUUCUUCCAUUGUUAUGUUUAGCUGUAAUGUUGCUGCAUUAAUUUGUAGCACUUCAAUGCAAUAAUGUACAGAAAGUAAAUAAUUUUAGAAAAAAAACAACAUAAUUUUAGGCUUUACUGAACAUGUUGCAAUACCAUCUGCCUUGAAAAUAAAGGCUAACGAGAUAUGCAGUGCACAAGCAAAAUGUUGCUGUUUCUAUUUUUUGGUACUUGGGGAAAACGAGUAAUAAUGGGGUAUAUCAAUCAACUGUUUGUAAAAUGUCUUUGGCUUAAUGAAUGUUAAAAUGAAACUGUCACUGUACCAUUUGAGGAACAAAGAAUUUUCCUUAUAAACCUU